CAGAAGGACUUUAUACACAAUAUACUGUACCCAUAAACUAAGACUGAGGCAGAAUCAGAUAAGAUAAAUCCUCGUAGACAAGAGUGAAAGACAGAUGAACAGGCUCAGACUCUGCAUUAGGGACAGGCAGACAUCCCAGUAGACCAGAAAUUAUCCAUCACUGAGACCCAGAUAAUAUGACUUAAACCAAGAGGUGAAAUGAUGGGGACUGAAGCAGAGAUGACUUUGGGUCUGAAGCUGAGGUGACAUUUAUGGACUGAAGCUGAGGUGACAUUUAUGGACUGAAGCUGAGGUGACAUUUAUGGACUGAAGCUUAGGUGACAUUUAUGGACUGAAGCUGAGGUGACCUAGGAACUGAAAUCUAAACCCCUAAAUAUUGUUAACAGGUUCUCCACCUCUCUCUCACCUGCUAGGCUACGAAAUGGAAUACUUAUCUACCACUGCAUCUGUCAUUGCGAUGAUAUGUGACUUGUCUUGCUUCAAAAUGAUGGUUGUCGGAGCUGUCUUCACCCUCAUCUGGUUCAGGUUAAAGGCCCAGGAUGUGCACCGCCUCCUAGCAGCCUGUAAGGAGCUGGAGGUACGGCAGAAAGUGGGCAGGAAAAUGUUCUUCUGGCCACCGCUGCUCUUGGUGCUCAUACUUACGGAAGCAGUGCUCAUCUCAACGUGGUACAUGGAAGAUCUUACUUUUGUCUCGGCUCCACGCUGGGUUGUGGUAGUGGUUAUGCCCAUUCACGCCAUCAAUAGGACGACUGCCGUCUUCCCAACCCUGCUGUAUAUAGGGGUGACCGACGUACUAAAGGACUAUGCAGCUUAUCUGGGUGGCAGGCUGGAGACUGCAUACAGAUCUAGGGACUUGGCUAGGACAGGAAGCAGAACCACGAUGAGGCACACAGGCUUGAUCAAGAUGACAAGGGAAAAUGAUUGUGGCACUUCUGACGGCCAUCUUGAUGUUGUAGUGGAUGAGGCUGCCCAAGAAUUGCACCAGCUCCUCAACCUGCACCACCAACUGGACAAGGUGGUGAGCAUCCCACUGCUGGUCUCCUUAAUGGGCUUAGCAAUAUCAAUUGUGGGAGCAGCCUUCUUCUUCUCCGAGGCAGCAUCUUUCUGCGAAAUAUUGACAUUGAUGAUGACGAUGAUGUUGACAAUCACCUUGCUCUAUGUUCAGGGUUACAUAGGCGAUGCCUUCCACCAGCAGUUGUUGAAUGUCCAUCAUGUGGUGCGUCAGCUGCUGAACACCGGACUCUCGUCUCACACUGAUGCUGCUCAGGACUUCUUGGUCUCACGGGUUAAGCAGCUGAGUGAUGAAGCCGGGGACCCUCUAGAAAUGACCAUUGGUGGACUCUACACACUUUCUGGCUCCAACUUCUUGCCUAUUGUUGGAGCAGUUGUGUCUAACUUGGUGAUUCUUCUUCAGUUUUAUUUACCUUGUUCAAACUCUCAUGGUUCACCUUAGCUGAUGACUUCUCUCCUUCAUGUUCCUGGAUCAUCAGGUGAGACAAGUACUGUAAAUGCCAUUUUUGACACAUAGGCCCGAGAAUAUGGUCUUCUUUACUGUUUUCUCUUUAGUACAGACACACAUCAGCUAUCAGUAGAUGAAAGUACAGUAAUGUCAGGCACCUUGAAUACAUUUCAUUUUCAGUUUGUGAAGUACAGUAAACCCUUGCUGUUUCCGAGGGUUAGGUUCCAAGGAAUGGCACGAAUUGACAAAAUCGUGAAUAGCAACUUAUACUACCCAAAUGCACACCUCUACUGUGUAUGAAAAACUUAGUCAGCAAUACUACUUACCUGUGUAUGUGGAAGUCUGGAGCUUGAUGAAGUGGUACUGAAGCAUAGGGAGGUCAAUCAUCAGGAUCACUGUUGAAAGAGGGUGAUGCAGAGUGGUUGGUGGAGAGGUGGGUGAUGGAAGCAGCUGACCGAAUGAGGGAGACGAAUCAGCUGACCGAGUGAGGGAGACGAAUCAGCUGAAUGAGUGGCUGGUGAUUUCUUGAAGAACAUAGUGAUUGGUUGUCGUUUCCUCUUGGAUUUGAGGUCUUUUAACAUUUGCUGGUAGGGAACCAAUGCCUUGUUGAUUUCUCGGACCAAACAACCGACCAGCUGCGGCAGCAUUCAUCCCCCCCCCCCUUUAACUUGUUUAAUACGUAAUUCAACUUUCUUUGUCAGGGUCAUCACUGACUUCUGCCUUUUACGAUUCACUCUACUAGCCAGUCUUUUAAGGGCCAUUUUCACAUAGAAAUACUAAAGUUUUGAGAAUACAACACUAGAGAUGCUGCAGAUGUGUGGGACAACUCAUUGCUGUGAGGGAGAGGCUCACAAGCUAGCCACCAUCUGUUUUCCGCAAAUCAUCGAAAUUGUGAAUCGCAAGAGGGUCUACUUUAGUUAUUAAUGGAUUUUACUGAUUUACAACAUUUAUUUAGCUUCAUAGCAAUAAUGAUUCCAUAUAUAAAAUUACAUACAAAAUUAUACAGAAAGUAUAAACAUGUAAAUCAUUCACACAGUAUUUUAGUCACCAAGGUUUUGAGGAGUGUCACAACAAAUAUGAAUACAAUUUAAGAAACAUCUGAUUACUUUAACUUUACUCCUUCUGUUAUAUUUACAAGUACAUGGAGGUAUGGUUUACCGUCUCAUAAUUAUACACAUUCAGAAUGUGACACAGAGUUCAUUACAGCAAUGCCUCAACUAUCCAGUUUCCUUAACCAGGAACUUGGCUGUUGUUGUCAGUCCAAAUGUAGAGCCAUCUUGUAUUAAAUCAAGUAGAAUUUGUACAUAUAGGAUUCACAUCUCGUGAUAUCUUACAUGCCUUUUAUCAGCCAAGACCGAGUUUUGAAGAAAAAAAAUCAACGAAUAAUGCAGGCAGUUGUAUCACGUGUCAAAGUUAGGUAUGAUGUCGUAUCACGAAUGUUACAGUAACUAUUAUGGACUAUGAUUAACUGGUCCUCUACAAUUGAGGCAUUGGUGCGUCCUGACGACACUCAAGAACUCGUACUUUCUACACAGAUCUUGGUAUACAGAGUCAAACCUCAUCCAUUCUGCCUUGUUCUUACAUAAGGUAUUAACUCCUUAGUAUUUUUUUUAUUAUAUUAUGGCAUUAAUUAGUUUUUUAAAAUGAUAAAUGUGCAAAAGUCUUAGUUAUUACAUGCAACUUAUUAAUUUAAAAUUUAUUGGUACAAAUAAUACAUAUAUUAGAUGAAACUUGUAACUUCAUUGUGUUAGUGGGGCAGAGAUUUGAUGGGAAAGUUUCAUGGCCAGGCAGACCUAUAUAAAAUAUAAUUAUUGUGCUUAUAUUAUGUUUAUAGUUUUAGAAGCUUGUACAUUUUGUUCAUAAGAACACAUAAGCAGGUACUAUAUAAUGUAUAUAUUCUUUCAUACUACUAAUACUGAUAUAUGUAAAUACAAUAAUUAAAAGCACAGUGUAUAAUUAUAUACUGUAUACUUAAACUGCACAGUUUAUAUAUGAUUAAAAAAUUUAACAUGGUAAUUCACCAAGAAAUAUGGAACCAUUUAUUAUCACUUAUAAUAUUUUGGCUUUCCAAGGUCAGAAAAGAUGAGGUUAGACAGACUGUGAUAUCACAAAGGCAACAGAACUGAAGCUGUGAAUUAAAGCAUCUUACCCUACAUGUGUAGUAACAUUCUGCAGCAUCAGCUGUUCUUGAAAAGAAGUUUGUACAACUGAAAACAGAAUAGACACUUCAUCUACAGCAUAUAGUUCAUCAUAUAUUGUUUAACAAUACUAUUUUAUCACAUGAAUGCAUUAUAGUUGUGUGACGAUUAUUCCAAUAAUAACUAUUUUGUUGACUUGCAAGUUGGCACCUCCUCAGAAGAACAGCCAACACAGCAAGACUCUAAUAAGCAUCUAUAAGUAUGUAUAUCUCUCUGUGGUCUAUAUGCUUAUAAUGUACCAUGAUGAGUCCAGUUGUUUGAAAAAAUCUAUGUUUCCCAAAACAACCAGAUAAUAAUAUAAAUAUCUUAUGUGUUAUGGAAUGAGAAAAGAACUUUGUUCAAGCUUUACUAUGUAUAACAAGUCUUUAAUUUAUAUCUGGUCUAAGUGACCUAUGUACUGUACUGUGCUGUACUGUCUACAAAGGAUUCAUAUGGGUAAGAUCAUCAUCCCUUUAGUACUCCAAAUUCCAGUUCAUCAGUACUGUACUUUACUAAAUUUAUAGAGACAAAUUUAAUACUGUAUAUUGAGUCUUCUCAAUAUACAGUAUUAAACCAAACCAAGUAUUAAACAGUUGGCUUACACAAAGUUUUAGAUAAACUGGUAAUUAGUAACUAACAUAACUAAACUUUAUGAUGAAACAUUUCUCCUUGGAUAAUAAAGAUUUCUGUCUUCUGAAUCAUGAGAGCUGAAGACUUGGAGACUUUCUUUUUGAGUAUAUGACAUUGAGAACUGUAAUCCAAUACUACAUCAGGGGCUGUGCUGUAAAACAAUGAGAGAACAAUCAAACAACUCCUCUUCAUGGUGGUUUGUCUACUAAUGUACGCAGUGUGAUGUCAGUGUGGGGGGUGAUGGAGCCUCACUGCAGAGUAGAGCAAAGUUUCAGCCUGAUCAAACAGUAGACUGAGCCAGGUAUCAGACUGGUUCAGAUGUUGGACUAAAUCAGAUACCAGACUGAGGCAAGUACAGUAUCAGAUUUGGCUAAAUGUCAGAUAGAUCCACAUACCAGAAUAAUAUAGAUAUCAGACUGAGGCCAAGUAUUAGACUGAUAUAGGCACAGUACUGUAUCAGACUGAAGUGCCACAAUGGAGUGAGACUCUUUUAGUACCCUGGCUGUCUCAUAAGGAACACCCACACAUCACCUGUCACUAGCUCACCUACAUGUCUGUAAUGAAACACUACAACUGUAUAAAUGCAUUAUUUGGUAAUUGUCGUAGCAAAAUGAGAAAUUAUAAAAAUAUCACAGAAAUUCACAAAUACUUUGUUCCAGAAUUAAAAUAUAUGUUUAGAAUUACUCUUAAAAAUUUAAGCAUACCAAAAAUUUGAUAUCUUCUAAACUUAUGAUAAAUAUUUAAGGAUUUUGCUAAAAUCAGUCGAUUACAAUAAAAUGCCGAGCAAAACACGAUGCAGUUGUCUAUACUUUACAUCAUCAUAAUUUUUUUAGAUAUACAGAAGUCAACUUCAUAAAUAUCUUUUAUCAGAUUAAAAUUUUUAGUGUCAAAAGAAAAUGAAUCAUUGAUUCGUUGGUCUGUCAGACAACAAAUCAACAGAACCCUGAUAUUAGUUGUCAGGUGUUGAGUCAUUUACUAUUGAAGUUUACACUCUGAAAGCUGUGUUGGCAGUGGGAUGAGACACUAACAGUAAUCACCAAUAUGGCUCACAUUUCUUGACCUUAUCACCUGAAAAUACUUGAAAGUUAAUCAUACAAUAUCCCAGUGAUUCAGCAGAAACUGUACUCCCUGUGUAGUUCCUCCAGAUCUUGGGAAUGUCAUUUUAACUCGUGUCAAUGAAUUUAUCAAAAUCAUCAAUAUAUUUCUGGAAACCAAAUUGUGAAUACAAACACACACCUGAUUUAUCAAGUCAAUUCAUUUAAAAUAAUCAACUUUUAGGGGUUUAAUUUAUCAUAGGGAAAUGGUGAACUGUUAUUCCUUACCCUACCCUGCAACAUAGGUGUAUACUCAAGCCAAUAAUACACCAUUACAGACCAUUCAGUAUUACCAACAUAUACACCCAAGGACACAUCUCUUACUCACGUUUUGUCUUGUGCACUGAAUUAAUAGGAACUCUAUUAAAGUUGUUGAUGUAUGUAACAAGAUAAGCUAAGCAUGAGAGUUCUACAGGGCUGUGUGUGUCAGGUUGUUAGUAUUAUUGUAAAGAAAGUUUACUAAUUAACCUGGGAGGUUCUGGAAUACCAAGUUAAAGACAGUACAACAACAGUGCUACAGAAAUGAGUUAAUUUACUUUGGUCUGAGCUCUCCUCCCAUAAAAUUGCUCUCACAAACUCCAGCAACAGUAAAACUAGCCGGCAGUGAUUUGGUGUGAUUAAGCAAUUACAUGCCUAAACAGGUGUGUCAAUAAGGCUAUAUUUACAUUACUUUACUCAUAGUAAAGUAUUAAAAAAAUUUCCAAAAAAUAAAAUGCUUCACAAUCACUUAGGCGUAUUUAUGAGACCCAAUAAUUCUCUCUCGCUCUCUUUCACGCGAUCCAGAACUAAAAGAGUGUUUCUUUUUCC
Homarus americanus (American lobster) is the source of this 6167-nucleotide messenger RNA. RefSeq lists its product as uncharacterized. The transcript is spliced from 7 exons. Gene Ontology annotation, biological process: sensory perception of taste. Lineage: Eukaryota; Metazoa; Arthropoda; Malacostraca; Decapoda; Nephropidae. Gene Ontology annotation, cellular component: membrane. The coding region runs from base 422 to 1453 and encodes 343 amino acids. The record is from RefSeq and is a predicted model, not a curated record.